AUGGCGGCCAAGAUCUACAUUGUGUACUACUCCACCUAUGGCCAUGUGGCCAAGCUAGCAGAUGAGAUUCUGAAGGGCGUGUCGUCCGUCGAAGGUGUCGAGGUCAAGCUAUGGCAGGUCCCGGAGACUCUUUCUGACGAAGCACUCGCAAAGAUGGGCGCUCCUGCGAAGAGGGAUGACGUGCCGGUCAUCUCGCCCGCAGAGCUCGCCGACGCCGACGGCCUCAUCUUCGGGUUCCCCACUAGAUUCGGCAUGAUGCCCACGCAGUUCAAGGCGUUCAUGGACGGCACCAGUGAGCUGUGGUGCCUGCAGCGGCUCGCCGGCAAGCCUGCCGCAUUGUUCUUCUCCUCCGGUUGCCAGGGCGGUGGCCAAGAAACCACCGCGUUGACGGCCAUUACUCAGCUGGUGCACCAUGGCAUGCUCUUUGUUCCGGUCGGGUACACGUUUGGCGCAGGCAUGUUUGAGAUGGGGCAGGUGAAGGGUGGCAGCCCGUAUGGGUUUGGCACCAUUGCUGGGGAUGGAUCACGAGUUCCCACUGAGCUUGAGCUGCAACAGGCCUUCCACCAAGGGAAAUACUUUGCGGGGAUCGCAAAGAAGCUCAAGGGUUCUCCAGGAUCCACGGCCACCAAGAUCGUGUCGACAUGA
Molecule: messenger RNA, 645 nt
Organism: Triticum turgidum subsp. durum (durum wheat)
Lineage: Eukaryota; Viridiplantae; Streptophyta; Magnoliopsida; Poales; Poaceae
Source: the annotation of a GenBank genome assembly